AUUGAUUUGACCCUAUCUAUUUACUCAUCACCGACAAUAUUUACCCCCUUCUCUCAACCAAACCAAACCAAAGUUCACACACAGAUAUAAACAAAAUGCCCCGCCCCACCACCAGAAAAGAAGUCCUCGCGCGUCUCCGCAAAACCAUCGCCGAUGGUUCCAUCAUCGUUGGCGCAGGUGCCGGAAUCGGACUAUCAGCCAAAUUCAUCGAAAAAGGCGGUGCCGAUCUAAUCCUCGUCUACAACUCGGGCCGAUUCCGAAUGGCCGGUCGGGGAUCUCUCGCCGGCAUGAUGCCCUACUCGGAUGCCAAUGCCGUAGUAUUGGAAAUGGCCAACGAAGUCCUCCCUAUCAUCCAAGAAACCCCUGUCCUAGCUGGAGUGUGCGGCACCGACCCCUUCCGAGACAUGCGGGCAUUUCUGCAACAGCUCCGCAACACGGGGUUCGUGGGCGUGCAAAACUUCCCCACGGUCGGACUCAUUGAUGGGAAUUUCCGGGCGAAUCUAGAGGAGACUGGGAUGGGAUAUGACAAGGAAGUAGAGAUGAUUCGGAUCGCGCGGGAGAUGGAUCUAGUGACGACGCCGUAUGUGUUUACGGUGGAGGAAGGGGAGAAGAUGGCGCGGGCGGGCGCGGACGUGAUUGUCGUGCAUUUGGGAUUGACGACGUCGGGGACGAUUGGGGCGCAGACGGCGUUGGGGUUGGAGGAGAGUGUGGAUGUGGUUCAGAAGGUUCGGGAUGCGGUGGUGAAGAUUAAUCCCGAGGUGAUUGUGUUGUGUCAUGGGGGACCGGUGGCGGGGCCCGAGGAUGCGGCGUUUGUGUUGAAGAGGACUAAGGGGGUGCAUGGGUUCUUUGGGGCGAGUAGUAUGGAGAGGUUGCCGGUGGAGAAGGCGAUUGAGGAGAAUGCGAGGUUGUUUAAGGGGAUUAAGGUGGGUGAGAAUUGAUCAUAUCCAUGAUGGUAUACUGUAUAGGGUUGGGUGGGUGCCGCCGGAACCCAAUCGGGUAAUUUCCCGGGGUGCAAUCAUGAAUGUAAUUAACCGAGUGUGUUUUCCCGAGCAUGUCGUUGAGUAUUUAUAUAAUGUGUCUUCC
Molecule: messenger RNA, 1083 nt
Organism: Aspergillus sclerotioniger CBS 115572
Lineage: Eukaryota; Fungi; Ascomycota; Eurotiomycetes; Eurotiales; Aspergillaceae
Product: TIM-barrel enzyme family protein
Exons: 3
Coding region: 96-938 (280 amino acids)
Molecular function (GO): catalytic activity
Source: RefSeq, a predicted model, not a curated record